AUGCACAAAGUGCUUCGGCGGCAACCAUGGACUUGUCCCAAGUGCCUGCGCCGACAAAAACGCCUCAACUCCACAGCUACUGGCACGGCUUCGCAACAAAAUGAUGCCUUUGCAUCUGCCUACGUACAGUCCUCUCCUGCUCGGCAGACCGAUAAUGCUCAGCUGCGCGAGGUGUUCAAUGACAGAGUGAGUUGGCGAACAUCUGAAAAGAAGAGCUCGGGUUUAAUAGGAAAUAAUCACUUGACCACGCCUCGAGGCUUCAAAACUUUUGCAGAAAGGUCUGUGGCGCAAUGCAAGAGACUGGUGGAGAGGACGCUAGCUGCCUCGACGGUCGAACAGUACAGGGCGAUACCGAAAGAUCUCGACAGGCUCAGUGAUCUACUAUGUCGAGUUAUCGACCUGUCGGACUUUAUCCGAGGCAUCCACCCAGAUGCUGCAGUUGCCGCUGCCGCCACGGCUUCUUACUCGCUCAUGUUCCAGUACAUGAACGAGUUGAACACAACUACUGGGCUGAACAAACAGUUGCAGAAAGCAUGGGACAUGCCAGAAGUCCGCUCUCAGUGGACCGAGGAGGAAAGGAUGGUCGCGAAGUUGUUGAUGAAGGACUUUGCAAAAUCUGGCAUCGAUCUGCCCGAGAAACAAAGGAAACAAUUCGUGUCGUUGUCGAACGAGAUUGCACAGAUUGGAACCGACUUCGUGAAUCAAAUGGAGCAUGCGCGGGACCAGAUCACUCUUUCCACUCAGCAACUACAGGGUGUCGAUCCUCUGCUCAUCAGGAAUCUGAAAGCUUGGGACCGGGCGCAGAUACCGGUCUACAGUGCAGCUUCCAAGACGAUAUUGAAUUCAGCGAAUGACCCUGAGACCAGGAAGCAGAUCUAUGUCGCAGAAAGGACUGCAUCACGCUCGACCGUGCGGAAACUUGAACAACUUCUUCUUCGUCGCGCCGAACUAGCUAAGCUCACAGGCUACGACAGCUACGCGCAGAUGACACUGGCCGACAAAAUGUCCAAGACCCCCGAGUCUGUGAGUAAUUUCUUGGACUCUCUGAACGAAAACAACAGGCCGCAGGUCCAGAAGGAGCUCGCAUCAUUAUUAGAGAUCAAGCGAAAACUUGAUCAAGGAGCUAAGUCGGUCGAUCCUUGGGAUCAUACCUAUCUCCUCGCAAAAUUGGCGCAAGUUGAAGCCAGUGCUGGACCUCGGACUUCCAGGUCGCGUCUUCAGGAAAGUGCCAGUGCGUACUUCUCUCUGGGCCAUGUCAUGCAGGGGCUUUCAAACUUGUUCGAGUCUCUCUAUGGAGUCCGUCUUGUGCCGAAGGAAACUCAGCCAGGCGAGGUCUGGCACCCGGAAGUCAAGAGACUGGAUGUAUAUACAGACAAGCAGCAACAUAUCGCUACUAUGUACUGUGAUUUGUUUUCCCGUCCAGGAAAACUUCCCAACCCUGCACACUUCACCCUGCUUUGUUCAAGAGAAAUCUCGGAGGAAGAGGUCCGAGAAUGCCAGGAAAGGAAUGAGCCGUUGAACAACGGUAUGCCGACCUAUCUGGGGUCUAAUGCCGUCUCUGGCGUAACCGCUCAUCAUCAAAUUCCUAUUAUUGCUCUGGUCUGCGGAUUUCCAGACCCGAGCUCAUCUGCGGGCCCUUCGCUGCUGUCUGUCCACAGUGUCACCACACUGUUCCACGAAAUGGGUCACGCAAUCCAUAGUAUCCUGGGACGAACAACGUUGCAAGGCAUCUCUGGCACACGGUGUGCCACCGAUUUCGCCGAGCUUCCAUCUGUGCUCAUGGAAUAUUUUGCAACAGAUGCAACUGUCCUCAAAAUGUUUGCCCGUCACUGGCAGACCGGGGCAGUCAUCCCUGACGAUAUGAUCACCGCGCUGGCGGAUGACAGAACGAAACAAGCCGCGACAACUGGGGCCUGGAAUAACGAAAGUCAGAUUUUGAUGGCAAUAUUAGACCAAGUGUACCAUUCGGAGGGGCCCGUCGAGGCACUCCAGAUUGGACAUUACAACUCCACGGCAGCUUACCACGAUGUUUGGAACAAGUAUGGAAGUGUCGCCGAACCACGAGAAACAGCGUGGCAAGGCUUUUUCGGCCACUUGUACGGCUAUGGCGCGAGCUAUUACUCUUAUCUAUUCGAUCGGGCCAUCGCACGCCAGGUAUGGCGGGCUGUGUUCAAAGAUGGGGCUGAUGGCGGCGCCGUGGACCGAUCGGCCGGAGAACACUUCAAACAAGAGGUUCUGCGCUGGGGAGGCGGCAGAGACCCUUGGCUAUGUCUAGAAGGCCUCAUGGGCGAGGGGAGAGGGGUGCUGGCUGAGGGCAAGGAGGAAGCCAUGCUGGAGGUGGGCAGAUGGGGAGUAGGAGCAUCAAGCGAGGGUUCUAUGUGA
Exophiala spinifera is the source of this 2382-nucleotide messenger RNA. RefSeq lists its product as uncharacterized. The transcript has a single exon. Gene Ontology annotation, biological process: peptide metabolic process. Lineage: Eukaryota; Fungi; Ascomycota; Eurotiomycetes; Chaetothyriales; Herpotrichiellaceae. The coding region runs from base 1 to 2382 and encodes 793 amino acids. Gene Ontology annotation, cellular component: mitochondrion. The record is from RefSeq and is a predicted model, not a curated record. Gene Ontology annotation, molecular function: metalloendopeptidase activity.